AUGGCAACGGAGAGAUUCUCUUCUCCGCCAGCCACAUCGCAGGAGGAAAACGCUCUCUUUCUGGAUAUACUUCAUGAAGCUCCUUUGUUUGCUCAUCGCAAGCCUGCGAGGAUCGUUGGGAGUGUUUUCUAUUGCAUACUAUUGGCAGGUUAUAUUACUUUGGCUGUGGGAGCUCAGUGGAUAUUUCGUCCCGUGCAAGGAUUGAUUUCUCCUGUGUUAUGUAGUUGUGAUGUUCUUCUUAUGCUGUUGACAGGAAUCUUUCAACAAUAUCUAGUUUAUCAAGUGCAUAAGAUACGGUUGCAGGGCUAUUAUAGUUUCAGCCAGAAGUUGAAAUUUAUUGUUCGCAUACCCUUUGCCAUUACAGCUUAUGGUACUGCUGCAAUGCUACUUGUUAUAGUCUGGAAACCUUACACUGGUUUUCUGUCAAUCUCUGCAAUAUUGAGGAUUAUUAUGGUAGUCGAAGCAUUAUGUGCUGGAUGUUUUAUGAGCCUUUAUAUUGGUUACAUACACCAGUACAAUUCAUUGAACUCCCAUCCUGAUGUUCUGAAGUCCUUAUAUUCACCACUACAACCAGCAAGUUCUUUGGAGGGUCUAAGGUACCAUGAUGGUAGACUCUCUGAUCAGCAAAUGGCUUUGUUGCAAUAUCAGCGUCAAAAUCUUCAUUUUUUAAGUGAGGAGAUUCUUCGUUUGCAAGAGUCUUUAAACAAAUAUGAACGAACUGAAGAUCGGAGCACACCUCAGGUUGACCUUGCUCAUCUACUGGCAGCUCGUGAUCAAGAAUUGCGUACAAUUUCUGCAGAGAUGAACCAAAUGCAAUCUGAACUAAGGCUUGCCCGGUCCUUAAUUGCUGAAAGGGACUCAGAGACCCAACGUGUCCGGAUGACCAACAAUCAGUAUGUAGAAGAGAAUGAAAGACUCAGAGCUAUUUUAGGAGAAUGGAGCACCCGAGCUGCAAAGCUUGAGCGAGCGCUGGAGUCCGAGCGAAUGUCAAAUAUUGAAUUACAAAGGAAGAUUUCAUCGCUAAGAAGCCAAACACAUAUGUCAGUAGAAGCAACUGAUCAAGGAGGUUAA
Messenger RNA from Vicia faba (fava bean), 1071 nucleotides. The record is from the annotation of a GenBank genome assembly. Lineage: Eukaryota; Viridiplantae; Streptophyta; Magnoliopsida; Fabales; Fabaceae.